This is a messenger RNA of Cottoperca gobio, 3288 nucleotides long. It is a transcript of the gene foxk2b, whose product is annotated as forkhead box K2b. Lineage: Eukaryota; Metazoa; Chordata; Actinopteri; Perciformes; Bovichtidae. Gene Ontology annotation, biological process: regulation of transcription by RNA polymerase II. The transcript has 9 exons. Gene Ontology annotation, molecular function: RNA polymerase II cis-regulatory region sequence-specific DNA binding; DNA-binding transcription factor activity, RNA polymerase II-specific; protein binding. The coding region runs from base 218 to 2035 and encodes 605 amino acids. The record is from RefSeq and is a predicted model, not a curated record.
UCUGUUUGGUUGGAGCUCUCUGCUACCCUUUCUCUCGGCGGUGGGUCGGAGCCGCUGUCCCUGGCCUCGCAUGUUCCCCUCUAAAUUCCUGUUUUGAAUUUGAUGCCCCUCUUGUACAUUUAAUCAAUUUACACCCUCUGUAAGGCCACAGUCGGGCGUCCAUACACCGGUUUUUUAUUUGCCCCAGUAUUUGGCGUUUAGAGACUUUAACACGAACAUGGCCGUGGUGAGCGGAUCGUCUGGGCCGGUUGCCCGGCUUGAGGGCCGUGAAUUCGAAUACAUGAUGAAAAAGCGCUCGGUGACCAUCGGGCGGAACUCGUCUCAGGGCUCCGUGGACGUGAGUAUGGGCCACUCCAGCUUCAUCUCCCGGAGGCAUCUGGAGAUAUUCACCGCCAGCGACGACGGCACCGGCAGCGGGGAUUUCUACCUGAGGUGUCUCGGUAAAAACGGGGUGUUUGUAGACGGAGUGUUCCUCAGACGGGGCGCCCCUCCUCUGCAGCUACCACGAAUGUGCACGUUCAGGUUCCCCAGCACAAACAUCAAGAUCACGUUCACAGCCCUGUCCAGUGGGAAGAAAGUGAAGCGAGAAGCUCCAGAGUCUCCAGUGAAACCAGUUCAGCCCCAGAUCUCCCCGCUGACCAUCAACAUUCCAGACAACAUCGCUCACCUCAUGAGCCCGCUGCCAUCGCCCACUGGCACCAUAAGUGCUGCUAACUCGUGCCCCUCCAGCCCGCGGGGCGCAGGCUCUUCCAGCUACAGGAUGGGUGGACGCAUGGUCAGCUCUGCAGAGCUGCAGCUUAUGAAUGACAACUCUCAGCCUGACAACGACAAAGAUGCCUCUGGGGGGGACAGUCCCAAGGAUGACUCCAAACCUCCGUACUCCUAUGCACAGCUGAUCGUCCAGGCCAUAACGCUGGCUCCGGACAAGCAGCUCACACUAAAUGGAAUCUACAAUCACAUCACAAAGAACUACCCGUACUACAGGACUGCAGACAAGGGCUGGCAGAACUCGAUCCGACACAACCUGUCAUUGAACCGUUAUUUCAUCAAAGUGGCACGGUCGCAGGAGGAGCCCGGCAAAGGCUCGUUCUGGAGGAUAGACCCGUCCUCAGAGGGCAAGCUCAUCGAGCAGGCCUUCAGGAAACGAAGGCCCCGGGGCGUCCCCUGCUUCAGGACCCCCCACGGACCCCUCUCCUCCAGGAGUGCCCCGGUGUCUCCCAAUCACUCGGGCGUUCUCUCCGCUCACUCCAGCGGCGUCCAGACUCCUGACAGCCUAUCACGAGAGGGCUCCCCAGUUCCCCUGGAGCUGGAGACUUCCUCUGCACCCGCCCCGCCAGUCACCACGGUGGUCCAGCCCAAACUGGCAGUCAUCCAGGAAGCACGCUUUGCACAAAACACACCAGGCACGCCUGUUAACAACCAGCCGGUACUCAUAGCAGUCCAGCGUCAGUUACCUCAAACCAUCAAGCCAGUGACCUACACCAUGGCCUCCCCAGUGAGCACCAGCACCUCCCAGCCCUCAAUCCAGACUGUCCACGUCCUGCAGCAGAUCCCAGCCGGCUCGCUCGGUGUCAUCGCUCAGCCGACCACCAUCAUCAAGGGUGAGCUGCAGGAGAACGGAGAUCACACGGGGCUCAAAGUCAAGGUGGAGACGAUCCCCACCAUCACCUCUAUAGGCGGCUCCAGUCGCAUCAUCCAGAGCUCCCCGUCAGGCACUUCCCUGCAGACUGUUACCAUAGUGCAGCAGGCCCCCAUGGGUCAGCACCAGCUGCCUAUAAAGGCCAUCACACAGAACGGCACCCACAGCAUCACCACUGCCAUCCAUGGACCCGUCAGCUCAGCUGUGGCGAGCCCCCUCCACCUGCUGGCGGCCCACGCCUCGGCCUCGGCCUCCCUCCCCACCAAGCGACAGAACGGGGACCAGCUGGCGAGCGAACAGCCGGACGCCAAGCGCAUCAAAUCGGAGGACGAGGCGGCCUCGACCCAGGUCGCCGACUCAGACUCGUCGGCAGCUAACGACCCGGGCCUCAACUAGUCUGUACCGCAACACACCACACGACCCCACAACCUUCUCUCUCUCUCUCUCUCUCUCUCUCUCUCGUCCCCGUCGUUUUGUUUCAUUUCUCCUUCUACCACUGACUCCCGAGGUGCCAAACGGAGAGGAUUCUUUUCAUGUUUCAGUUUGGGUUAUCUGUUCUAGAGCAACACAAGAAAAAAAUAAAGUCCACCCCUUUAAAAGACUGGAAUGUGGGUUGAGAACAAAAUAAAGAAACGGGACAAGAGGAACUGAAAGGUGUCCCCUGUGAGCCACUGGAACAGGAGAGUGACUAAAACCACAGGAAGCCUUAACAACAAUUAACCCUUAAGAGCUGACCUUUGACCUCACGUGGUCCAGCGGGGAGAGGCCCUGACGCAGCUCGGGCCGGACGCCACCUUUCUGUCGUAUCUACCUCAGAGCAGAUCGGAGACGACGCCUCCCCGGACAUGUCGGGGACGCAUUCAGAAAGGGAUCAACUCGGAGCCAAUAUUCCUGAACCUCUGGCAGCUAGCCUCUCACGAUACUGACCUUCAUCGCAGCUGUGCGUACACGUGCAGUGUUUCGUUGUUCAAAUGUGGAGCAUAGGAUUCUUUUUUAUUUUAUUUUUUAUGUGUUUUCACUUAUCUAGAGAAGUAAUAAUUUAAUGAAAGGAAGCGUACAAAAUAAUGAGGUCGAUGUCAUUUCGGUAACUAAGUUAGAAAAUCUCACUUUUCUUUAUGUGGACUUCCUGUUCGGUGAAACAGUGUAAUAGUGUUUCGUAAUAUUUGUUUCUUUCCCCCUCGUUCUGACAUAUCCAUAUGAAAUUUGCUUAGUUAUUCCUACAUAUUUUAAUACUUGCACAGAUAACCGAUAUAAGCAUAUGAAAUCUCCAUGUGUAGUUCCAGAUGUUGACCUUGCAUGUAUCCGACAACGCACCAGUUGUUAACUGUAAAUUGAACGGAGGAAAAAAGACCUGCUUUGUCCAAACCAGACCUGCACUUGAUUAAAUGUUUGUGUUUUCAUUUCCCUUCUUCUUCUCUUCUUUUUGUUUCCUCCUCCUCCUCCUCGUCCCCCCCGGCUGUGUUGACGUUGUGGUGUUGGCAGACCCCCCCCCCCCCCCCUGCUUGAUUAUUUUACUCUGUUCCGGCGACCUGGCGAGUCUGUUUUCUGAUUGUACACGUUCCAAACAAUAGUAAAAGAAAAAAAAAUUGAUGUUUGUUCUGCUUAAGUGGAGAAAUGCUUUUUUUUAAAUAAAUUAAUUUAAAGCCCUA